Helicoverpa zea (corn earworm) is the source of this 1813-nucleotide messenger RNA. Its product is annotated as juvenile hormone esterase-like. The coding region runs from base 51 to 1811 and encodes 586 amino acids. The transcript has 3 exons. The record is from RefSeq and is a predicted model, not a curated record. Lineage: Eukaryota; Metazoa; Arthropoda; Insecta; Lepidoptera; Noctuidae.
UAGUUAGAAUCGAUCAUUUCAUUAAUACAAGUCGACAUAAAUAUGUGAAAAUGUAUUUUAAAUUAAUUAAUAUUUUUAUUUUACUCGUAUUAGGUGUAAGUCUAACAGUGUGUGAUGAUAAACCUGUGGUAGAAACUACAAAUGGACCAAUAUCGGGAAAAGUUUUGAAGACGCUAAUAAAAAAUGUGGAUUAUUAUGGAUUUAUGGGAAUUCCAUAUGCAAAGCCACCCGUUGGAGAUCUACGAUUUUUGGCACCUCAACCCGUCGACCCUUGGGACGACACGCUGACGGCUACUAAGGAAAAACGUGCUUGCAUUCAAUUCAACAACGACGUGAAGAAAGGACAGCCUUUAGGGUGGUAUGGACUCGAAGAUUGCCUAUACCUAGAUAUAUUCACGCCAGCUAUAGACAAAAAGGAACGAGCAGUAAUCAUAUUCAUAAACAACGACCAUUUCCAAAAUUCUUAUAAUAAAACUAAGGAUUAUGCUCCAGACUUCUUUCUAGAAGAAGAUGUUGUGGUAGUUACUAUAAGCCAUCGGUUAGCUGCUAUGGGAUUUCUGUCAUUAGAAAAUGAACUUUUGCCUGGCAAUUCAGGUUUGAAAGAUAUAGUUGAGGGUUUAGAGUGGGUUAGAGAUAACAUAGAACAGUUUGGUGGUGAUUCGAAUAGGAUCACUCUUAUGGGACUGCAAGGUGGAGCGGCUGCUGUUGAUUUACUCAUUCAUUCAAAAGCCAAAGAUCUUUUCAGUGGAGCCAUACUACAGAGUGGUACAUCUUGGAUUUCAGCUUAUUUGCAAGAAAAAGUGAGAGACAGAGCAUUUAAACUUGGAGAGAUGAUGAAUAUAACUACAAGUAAUGAUAUUAAACUUAUUAAAGAUUUACAAGGAAUUUCUGCACCUGAUAUACUGUCAAGAGAUGUGCAUGCGAGUCCUAGCGAUUAUUUCAAAGAAACACAGAGAAGUGUCGUAGCAUUUGGUCCAAUAGUUGAAGAUCAUCCAGAUGGACUGGUUACACAAUACCCAGAAGAUUCAACAGAAAAGAUUGAUAUACCUAUCAUGAUAGGUUCUAAUUCUAGAGAAGGCUUAGAGUCUAUGUUACAGUACCUUUUAGAACCAAGAUACAUAAGUUUCCUCAAAAAGGAUUUUCCAGUUUUACUGCCUAGGCGGUUGAAAUUCCAAUUUAAUCCUUUAAAAGAUGUGUACGAUGAAGCCGCUCAAGAAAUCAGAGAUCUUUAUUUCAAGGAUGGUGAGGUAACAAUGAAGAGUGUUCCUGAUCUAAUUACGUAUAUGGGCGACGCAACAACCAAUUAUGCUGUAGAUUAUACUGCAAGAGUAUAUUCUGAAAGAUCUGUAAAACCAGUUUACUAUUACCAUUUUGAUUAUAUAAGCAAGCUAAAUGAAAAUAAGCACAAUUUAAUGAAACACUCAACAAUAGAAGACGGUACUUGGGGAACAGCUACUGGAGAUGAAAUGUGUUACCUUUUUAAAUGUCCUAGUCUAGUAAAAGAAUAUUUGAAAAUUGAAAAUACGGGAGCUGAGGAGAGAGUAAUGCAAAAGAAAAUGAUCAAACUGUGGACGAAUUUUGCUAAAUACGGGAACCCAACGCCAGAUAACGACGAAGUACUAGCCGGCCUGAAAUGGCCUUCAUAUACCUUAGAAUCGAAGGAGUAUCUCCUCAUAGACAACCAGAUGGAAAUACAGAAAGAUUUGUACAAAAAACGUUUUAAUUUCUGGAACCAAUUUAUUGAAAAAUGGGAGAAAUUAGCGGUCAAUGGUAUUGUAUCUGAAUCUGGUAAUAAAAAAGAUGAGUUAUAAAA